AUGCGUCUCGAUAUUGCCUUUCUGUUUGUGAUGACAUGGACUACAGUGCGAUGCUACGAUUAUGCGUCAGCAUGUGCGCGGCCGUACCGUACCAAGCGGGCGAAGGCGCUUCCAGACGUGCCUUGCGACCUGAGCGAGCAGAGCUACUGCACCAUCCCCGGGAACAGCUACCCCUGGCACGCCAUACGAAGGUUCAUCCGAGAGAACCAGGGUCUUAUGCGAAGAAUGUAUGGUGAGGAACGUCACAUAGCCGUACUUAAGGCAGAGUUGGAAAAUUUUAUUGACGACGACGAAGAUAACAAUGAAAAGGGCCCAGAUUUUGCAGAAGACAUAAUUAAGACUAAAAUGUUGUAUACAAAGAAAAGCCACGGACGUGCCAUGAAAGACAAACCGCAUUUUAGACCCAUUCAAUCAAAUAAUGAUAAACAGAAAAAGACUGAAAAUGAUACUUUAAAAGUAAAGCCGCUUGAAAAUGUCGGGAACAGUUCAAACAUAAAAGAAAAUGGGAAUGACACUGACGUGAACAAUAACGAAACUCUAAACGAUGAUAAAGGCAUAUCGUACAAAACUAAACUUGAAAGUAUUGCCAAUAUAGAAAUAAACAAUUUAGAUCCAGAUGUGAUCACAUUAGAAGCUGUAAUAAAGCAAAGUAUAGAAACAAAUAGUGUAUACUCAAAUUUUUCAGGAACUUCAAAAAGUGAAGUACUUGAAACUAAAAAUAAUACAGACAGAAAUUUCACAACAACAACUGAGGUCCUCAAUAGUACAGAAAUUGCCGACGAUCAAUACGACGAUUUAACCACAGAAACAAGCAAAGACGGGUGGAAAAGUAACGCUGACAUUUCCACUUUGCCUCCAACAUUAUUAUUUUCAGAGCAUGAUAGAAUAAAAGAUCGAGUAGAUUAUAAAGAAAAUGACAAGAAAGAAGAGUUCCAUCAAAAACCAGUUCAAGAGACCAUGCGGCCUUCUAUAAUAAAAUUGCGUGGAGCGAACGCAUGUGAAACUAAGGAAGAGAUGGCGGCUCCGUUUUGGGCAAAUAGUACUAGAGGGGAAAUGCUGGCACUCCUCAACAUGUAUCCAUUCGAACAGUAUAUCCAUUUAGAGACCUGUGUACACAAACACAAGCAAAUGUACUGUAGGGAAGGAUGCAGAUGCGAGCAACAAUUCCGCCUCCACCGCCUUUUAGCUUACGACCCGCGCAACGAAUGUCGGGGAAUUUUCGCCGACUGGUUUAAAUUUCCAGCUUGUUGUUUAUGUAAAUGCUAUGAUGUUCCAUUGGAGUUCCGCGCGAGAUCACCCCGGGUCCUCCACCCCCAGUAUGAUGAAGAAGUGAAGAGACUGAUAUAUGAAGACGUCGCGAGGGACUGGUACUCAAUGUCGUAUAGUGAUGAAGAUGAUGAUGAUGAUUUGUAU
Molecule: messenger RNA, 1413 nt
Organism: Brenthis ino (lesser marbled fritillary)
Lineage: Eukaryota; Metazoa; Arthropoda; Insecta; Lepidoptera; Nymphalidae
Source: the annotation of a GenBank genome assembly